UGUUUCUCAGCUUUGUGGAGAUGACAUUUGAAUUUAACACUCAUCAUGUCUGUAGCUCUGUGGUUUUAAGGCCUACCACCAGUUUUAAGCGUACUGAGGUGGUGGGAGCCACAAACUAUCUAAGGCCAUGAGAGCAGAGGCUAAAGGGUAGCAGUGUUUCUAGUCACUGGUUCCCAGACCGGAUAUUGCUUUCAUAGUGGGAAUUUUAAACCACACCAGGUAGCGGAUUCAAGGGGAGAACAGAGUGGGGGAGUCUUUGUAAAUAAGAUACUUGACCAUGGGGAGUAGAGCUGAGAGAGAAGAAGGAGCUUCACCUCACACGUCCCUUCUUGCUCAAGCACCACAUGGGUAACAUUUUUAUUGUACAAACUGGGAAUUCGCUUGUUGAAUCUAAGAGUGUGGUUCUCGUAAAAAUCAAGUGGUCUAAUCAGUUCUAUUAGUUAAUUUAUUUUUAUUUUGAAUGUUUGAACAUGGUAAUUGUUCAGUUUGGGGGAAAUCAAGGAAAUAUAGUUAAAAAGCAAGGGAGGAAGAAGUGAUUAAAGCCAUUUGUCUUUCAGGUGACCAGAGUGAGAGGAUGAAAAAUCAAAUUAAGCAGAUGAUGGACGUUUCUCGGACCCAAACUGCAAUAUCGGUGGUUGAAGAGGAUCUAAAACUUUCACAAGUUAAGCUUAGAGCGUCGAUGUCCACUGAGUGUAACCUGAAAGACCAAAUAAAGAAAUUAGAAGAUGAUCGCAGUUCCCUGGAGGCUGCCAAAGCUGGACUAGAGGAUGAGUGCAGCACCUUGAGGGAGAAAGUGGAGGUUCUGAACGAGCUCUAUCAGCAGAAGGAGAUGGCUCUGCAGAAGAAGCUGAGUAAGGAGGAGUUUGAGCGGCAGGAGAAGGAGCAGCGGCUGUCAGUCGCAGACGAGAAGGUGGUGCUGGCGGCCGAGGAAUUGAAAACUUACAAGCAGAGAAUUGAAGAAAUGGAGGAUGAAUUACAGAAAACCGAGCGCUCAUUUAAAAACCAG
Equus quagga is the source of this 1006-nucleotide messenger RNA. RefSeq names its product transport and Golgi organization protein 1 homolog. NCBI's taxonomy places the organism in Eukaryota, Metazoa, Chordata, Mammalia, Perissodactyla, Equidae. Gene Ontology annotation, cellular component: endoplasmic reticulum exit site; endoplasmic reticulum membrane. The transcript is spliced from 5 exons. The annotation marks the transcript as partial. The record is from RefSeq and is a predicted model, not a curated record. Gene Ontology annotation, biological process: vesicle cargo loading; protein secretion; endoplasmic reticulum to Golgi vesicle-mediated transport.